UCCGGCCGCCCGAGGAACGGGGAUCGGGGGCUGAUUUGUCAACUUGAGCGUCUGGUGCGUCCUGUCUGUGUGUGUGUUUUUCCUCGAAUAUCAUUCGCUCUUUAUUAUUAUUAUUACAUUUGGUUAUCAUUUAAUUAAUAAGAACGGGACCAGGUCAAGCAUCGCCCGGGAACGGAGCGCUGACGAAAAAAAAACCCAUCCCUUUUUCGGUUCCUUUCCGUCCCCCCACCCGCCACUCCCGGCCCGGCACUGCCCUCAGAGAGCGGAAGGUCUUCGGUAAACUUUUAGAUCAAUCCAGAAGAAAACAUCGAGAAACUGUACCUUGUAUACCAGCUUAAGGAGAACAAUGUACUAAAUUGGGUCAGUGGAAGAAGUUAUUUUUUCCUUUUUAAAAAGAUGAAUAGCGAGGAGGAGUUUUUUGAUGCAGUUACGGGCUAUGAAUCGGAUGAUUCUGAAUCCACAGCAAGCAAAAUGUUAGCAGGAGAUUCAGUAAAGUUUCCUAACAAAGGUGCGAGCAAAUUGUGUGAACAGAAGAUGCACAACCCACCAGGAUCCCAAGAAAACGGAAUUAAGCAACCUAGAACUGCAUUGCCAGCUCCGAUGUUUAGUAGAAGUCAGUUCAGUUUGUGGAGCAUUUUAAAGAAAUGCAUUGGGUUGGAACUGUCAAAAAUUACAAUGCCAAUUAUAUUCAAUGAGCCACUGAGCUUUCUCCAGCGAAUUACUGAAUACAUGGAACACACGUAUGUUCUCCAUAAGGCUUCUCUACUUUCGGACUCAGUGGAGAGAUUGCAGGCUGUAGCUGCUUUUGCGGUUUCUGCUGUAGCUUCACAGUGGGAGAGGACUGGCAAACCAUUCAACCCACUAUUAGGUGAAACCUAUGAACUUAGAAGGGAAGAUCUGGGGUUCAGGUUCGUUUCUGAACAAGUCAGCCAUCACCCUCCAGUCAGCGCAUUUUAUUCAGAAGCCUUGAAUAAGGAUUUUGUUUUCCAUGGUUCUAUUUACCCAAAGCUUAAAUUUUGGGGGAAAAGUGUAGAAGCAGAGCCUCGAGGAACUAUCACUCUAGAGCUGAGAAAGCACAAUGAGACCUAUACUUGGACAAAUCCUACCUGUUGUGUACAUAAUAUAAUAAUUGGCAAAUUAUGGAUAGAACAGUAUGGAACAGUAGAAAUCAUUAAUCACAGUACUGGUGAAAAAUGUGUGCUGCAAUUUAAAUCAUGUGGACUCUUUGGAAAAGAAUUACACAGAGUUGAAGGAUACAUUCAGGAUAAAAGUAAAAAGAAGGUGUGUGUGAUAUAUGGCAAAUGGACUGAAUGCCUUUGGUGUAUAGACAUCAACACGUAUGAGACCCACAGAAAAAAUGAUAAAAGAGGUGGAGAACAGAAGAAAGCCAAGGAGACUGAAGAUGUUGUCCGAACUGAAAAUGAUGAAGCUGAUGAUAUGCCUGAAAUCCAAGAAACUGUCCAAGUUAUUCCUGGAAGCAAGUUGCUGUGGAGGAUAACUGCCAGACCUGCACACUCUUCCCAGAUGUAUAAUUUUACUCAUUUUGCAAUGAUGCUGAAUGAAUUAGAUGAAGAAAUGAAGAGUUCCUUUGCUCCAACUGAUUGCCGCUUUCGACCAGAUAUUCGAGCAAUGGAAUCUGGAAACAUGGAAUUGGCUGGUGUGGAGAAAGAAAGACUUGAAGAAAAACAACGAGCUGCACGUAAAGAAAGAGCCAAAGGUGAAGAUGAGUGGACAACCAGGUGGUUUCGUCAAGACCUCAAUCGUUAUACAGGAACACAAGACUGGAUUUAUACAGGAAAGUACUGGGAAAGAAACUACGAAGAUUCCCCUGAUAUUUACUGAGGAUUUUUAUUUUCGCACUGUCAUUGAGAAUGUUCCACGAAAUGACUUGUACUUCUACUUCUAAAUCUUCUACUUUGGUUUUGUCUGUGCCAUUUUUUUUUGUUUAAGUGGGGUCAUGUAUCAGUCUGUCUUGAUGUGUUCUAGUUUCAGAGCUAUAAUAUUUUAUGUGCAAUAACCAUAAACAGUUUAAAGUUUCCACUUCAUUUACGUAAUACUUUUCAACGGAUAUGAUGGACUUUGGUACAAGAUCUGACACCCCAGAUUAUGGUAAUGUUGUUUAUCUGAUUCCCAUGACUUUACAAUUGGGCAUAUUUGCUUUUUAAGCCUUUCAUCAGCAUAAACCUACAUGUAGGUUGAACAGAAAUGUAGAAUUCCUCCUUCUGGAAUGAUAUAAACCCAAGACUUUGUGUAGCAUUUCCUUGUUUAUUCCUAAAAAAANGUACAGUUCCAUAUCUGUGGAAGUGGAAUUGGCCUAUUCAUGAAAUGGAUGCAAUUUCUGAAGACCAUGUAUUGAUUGUUGUAAAAGUAAUCAAACAAGCAACAACCCCGAAAGCACAGUUUAGUAGGGUUGUAUGAGGUUUUAGUACAUAAAGAAAGUUGGAAACAAACACAAACAUUUUACUGAUUGAAUUUUUACUGAGAUAUUUAAAACAAAUUUCCACAUUUCAGAUUCAGUCUUUUUCCUUUGAAAAGAAUAUCUUCCUCCCAUUUGUUCUUACUAAACCUUCCCGUGAUUGGUGUCUUGGUAUAAGCCCAAAAUGAUUUGGGGGGCUGAGAACAGCGGAAAUAUGCUUAAUUCUUGUUGGUGAGCAUUUGGUAUGGGCAGAUGUGGUCAGCACGGCUGACAGUACACCAGAGGAAAGUUGUUCAACAUGUGUAAGCACGCAGAAAGUAGAAGUUCACUAACAUGGCUCAUUUUCACUUGUACUCCCACAGUAUCGUCCCUGUCUGUGAGAAGGGCUGUUCUUUCCCCAGCAGUACUUCUGCAGAGUUGCUCCAUGUGCAUAAGUUUCCAUGUCUCCCAGAUACAAAUAAGGACUGUUUUGAAUUGACAAAACCAGGAGCUGCUUUACAUCAUUGAUGUUUACUGAAAAUUUGCAAUUCCCCCAAAAAUUGUGUAUCUCUGUAUGUGUAUUUUAUUGCCAAAGUGAUCUUUAUUUUAUUUUGUCUGCGAGUGUAGAAUGUUUUGAAGCCAUAAUGUUAAAUAUUAUUUCAACUUGAAUCUAUACAGUGUGUAUAUAUAAACAAUUUUGUGGGGCGGGGGAAAUCAAAUUGUACAGAGAUAAAUAUACUUUCAAUGGUCUUGAAAUUAUGGGAAUAUUUGGUAUUAAAUAAGUCGACUAUAUUUUACUCUGUUACUGGUCUGCAAAUCAAUGAAUAGGUAAAAGCCUAAAGAACAGCAGCAGUACCAGUCCUAUCGGUGAGGAAAAACAAUGUGUUCUAGAGUUCUGUUUCUGUAAGCAGCUGUUCUUAAUUACCAUUUUCAUUUGCGGACAGAGACGACUUUAAUUCUCUCUUCUUUCGCCUCCCAGAAAGAAAAAUCUAAAACUGGUGAUCACUUUUAUAUGUAAAUAAAUUAUACAAGCAAAACUGGAAGUUCAAGUCCAAGUCCAUCACUUCUUGUAGUCUGGCAAGAAAUGAUAUAAAAUGAAUGGUCCUCUCAAUGUUAUGAGGAAUUUUAAGUACAUUCUGAAACCAGUUGGUUGUCACCGUAGUUGUACUGUGGACGACAGAAGUACUUGUAGGACAAAUGAGACGCUAAAAUGUCACUUUGAACAAGCAAAUUGUUUAACAUUACUGUGGAGACAGAUGCACAUGAUGUUUGUAUGAGCACAAACAAAUAGGUUUUUUGACACUUCCUUAAGAUGGCUCCAAAUCUUUACCUGGAGAUGUAAUUCGCCCUUUAAAGUUUGGUGUUGGGUAUGAUCGUUCUGGGAUUGGGAUGGUUGCACCACCUGCUGAUUUAUUUUAUAUCGUCAGUAGUCUUCCACGUUCAGUCUGGCAGUGAGUGUUGUAUAACUUAACCAAAUGGCAUUCUAUAUUAUGAGUAUGACCUGAGGUAUUUUAGCCAUAGAGGCUAGUAUUGCACAUUUUAUUUGCAGCAUCACCAUUAUCAAAAACUAUGCAAUUGCCAGCAUGCUGCUUCCAAAGUAAAUUGCAGCAGUCCAUAUUAGCCAUUUUGUUUUCUAAAAGUUCCUUGACCUGCAUUUGCUUUUAAGGUUUUUUUUAUAAUGCAUGCAACAUUGAUGUUUUUACAUACAUCUUAUAGAAUUCAGGACUUGUGAAUUAAAUAUUAUGUGACAGUAAGCAAAUGCAAGGAUUACAGAGAUUGCUGGAUUGAAGAUUUGCGAAGAAAGCAUAUUCUAUUUAAAGAAACCAUAUUUAUUUUUGUGGUGUGUGUAUAUAGGCUGAAGUUAAAAACUACCAGAAGUAAAAUAUAGAACACUUUGCAUGUCCUCUCAAUGCAGUGCUUUUUAUAAUCAUUGUAGCUAAACAAUAUAUUUUUGAAGUAAAGUGGUCUUCUGUACUUGUGGUACGAUUCUAAAAGUUAGAAUGUAACUGACAUUGUAUGGUACUCCAGGUUUAAAAAAAAAUGGCAGAACAUGGUUGAAUUUUGAUAGUUAUUAACCAAAACCUAGGUAUAAUUGAUUGCUAAAAAGAGUAUUGUUCCUUUUAAAUGAAAUGUGUAAGCAUUGUCCAAAUCGUAUUUUGUAUUCACUACAAUGGCAACAUUUUUGAUCUGAAUUAUGUUCACGGGGAUAAUUAUUAACUUUUAGAAAGCAAUAUAUCAAAACACUAUAUUAAUUUAAAAUUAUUGGCCCUGUUUCCUUCAAAAAUAUGAUUUAGAAAUAUACCAGUUAUUUGUGGAUUGUUGCAGUCUCUGUGGGUAUUUUAAACCGAACAAUUAAUGUUUAAUUCACGCUUAGUGUAUAUUAUGAACUCUUUGUGAAAAAAGUUAACUCUUUUGUUGUCUUGUUUACAACCACAUAAUCUCAUACACUAUGAUUUGUAUUCAAUAUUGAGUUAGGUAAAACCAAUAAUUUUGCCUUAUUGGAUAGUUGCUUUUUGGUUGAAUUAUUCAAACAAUUGCUUUGCCUUAUGACAUGUUGCAUGAAGAGAGUUCAGUUCAUAAAACACAAACACUUGUGUAAAAUAGACUUAUUUUUAUAAUAUUUAAAUGAUUGUCAAGGCCCAUUAUUAUAGCUCCAAAUCAGUUGUAAUAAUUUUCUGAAGAGUGCAUAAUUCUAAAUUAAUGUACGUUUAACAGAUCAAAGUGUAAAAAUAUUUACUUAAAAUAAAAAAGUUUGA
Callorhinchus milii (elephant shark) is the source of this 5151-nucleotide messenger RNA. It is a transcript of the gene osbpl2b, whose product is annotated as oxysterol binding protein-like 2b. The transcript is spliced from 14 exons. Gene Ontology annotation, cellular component: cytosol; intracellular membrane-bounded organelle; membrane. The record is from RefSeq and is a predicted model, not a curated record. Lineage: Eukaryota; Metazoa; Chordata; Chondrichthyes; Chimaeriformes; Callorhinchidae. Gene Ontology annotation, molecular function: cholesterol binding. The coding region runs from base 397 to 1842 and encodes 481 amino acids.